GAAUGUUGAAAUUUAACAAAUAAACUUUUUGACGGUCAAUUUCGGCAGCAGAGUUUUUAAACCAUUUUAUCAUAAUAGCAUAAUAGCAUUAGGGGAAAAAUGCCACUUUACGAAACAGUAAUGCAGGAGAAACCGCCUGUUGUACUGGACAUUGGAACUGCGUACACAAAGCUUGGUUUUGCAGCAGAGGCAUAUCCACGAAAAAUCAUACCAUCGGAAGUGAUACUCUCAAGUAAUGGACAAACGAAAGCCUUACUGCAAUAUGAAACUAUAAGUGGCUUGUACGACCAAUUUGUGGACUUUUUGCAAAUGAUAUUCUUCAAGCACUUGCUAGUUAUACCGAAAGAGCGAAAAAUUGUGAUUGUUGAAAAUGUUUUCGGUCAAACUGUGCUACGUGAGACGCUGGCGCGUGUGCUUUUUCGGCACUUUGAGGUAUCAUCUAUCAUGUUUGUACCUUUGCAUAUGUCUGCAUUAGCCACGCUAGCAGUGCCCUCGGGAGUGGUUGUCGAUAUAGGCUAUACGGAAACUACUGUGAUGCCAGUUUAUAGUCGUGUGCAAAUUAUGCAGGCAUUUCAAGAUCAAGCGUAUGGCGGGCGUGCCAUACAUGCGGAGAUUAAGCGUCAACUAUUAGAAGAGGGCGUUAAUGAGAAACAUCUCACUGAUGCUAUAUUAGAAGACAUUAAAGUUCGUACAUGUUUUGUAACAAAUUUGGAACGUGCUAAAGCGUAUCGUAAUGGGCAGACACCAGAAGCGCCUCCCAGCCUCGAAUAUCCAAUCAAUGGUCAGGAAAUUAUUACCAUACCGGGAAAGCUACGUGAGACAGUUUUUGAAAUAAUGUUCGAAGAAAAUAACGAUCGUGAUAGUCUGCCACAUUUGAUACUUCGCGCUAUAAUUAAAUCACCAGUGGAUGUGCGCCGCUCAUUAAUUGAAAGUAUAUUCAUAGUAGGUGGCAGUGCCAUUAUUAUGGGCUUAUUAUCACGGCUCAGAGCCGAAAUGCAGUAUUUAGUGGAGAAGGACGAAGAAUAUAAGAAUAAAUUGUGUGGUGAUAUUAAAUUUAAAUUUCAUAAAACAAUUGGGCGAGAGAAUUUCACGGCCUGGCUAGGUGGCUCCCUUUGUGGUGGCACUGAUCUCAUACAAACACACUCACUUACUAAAGAAGCGUACGUGAAAAAUGAUCGUGUUCCUGAUUGGAUUAAUUUGACGGACAAACGUUCAACAGGUUAAAUGAUAAUAAAUAAAAUUUCGAAAAAUACUCUCGAUGCGAGAAGUAGAUUUGCGAGCAUGCUUAAAAACUAUUAGUAUUUAUUGAGUUUUUCGUUUUUCGUUUAAUAAAAUUUCAAUAUUAAAUAAAAGUAUUACAUUUUUA
Messenger RNA from Ceratitis capitata (Mediterranean fruit fly), 1366 nucleotides. It is a transcript of the gene Arp10, whose product is annotated as actin-related protein 10. Gene Ontology annotation, biological process: retrograde axonal transport of mitochondrion. Bases 100 to 1224 code for a protein of 374 amino acids. The record is from RefSeq and is a predicted model, not a curated record. Lineage: Eukaryota; Metazoa; Arthropoda; Insecta; Diptera; Tephritidae. The transcript is spliced from 3 exons.